GCGUCACGUCCGGCCACUGCGAUGGCGGCGGAGCGGGGCUGGGGCUGAGCGGAGCGGGGCGGCAUGGAGGGCGGGCGGGCGGCAGCCUGCACCACGCAGGUCAGCUUCGUGUGCCAGCGCUGCAGCCAGCCGCUGAAACUCGACACGUCCUUCAAGAUCCUGGACCGGCUCACCAUCCAGGAGCUCACCGCGCCGCUGCUGAGCGCUGCACCCGCACGGCCCGGGGAUGCGCAGGAGGAAACUGCCCUGAGCGAGGACGCGUUCACCGAGGGGCGGCAGGACGGCGUGUCCAGGAGGUUCAUCCCACCCGCCAGGCUGCUGCAGCCUGUUCCCCUCUGCACUCAAUUCUCGGUACAAUUCUUUCCAAGAAUGAUGUCGACAGAAAGCGCCAACAGCUUCACGCUGAUCGGGGAGGCUUCGGAUGGAGGCACCAUGGAGAACCUCAGCAGGAGGCUGAAGGUUACCGGGGAUCUCUUUGAUAUCAUGUCUGGGCAGACAGAUGUGGAUCACCCCCUGUGUGAGGAGUGCACAGAUACUCUGCUAGACCAGCUGGACACACAGCUUAAUAUCACAGAGAAUGAAUGCCAGAACUACAAGAGAUGUCUGGAGAUACUGGAAAAAAUGAACGAGGAUGAUAAGGAGAAACUGCAAACAGAACUGAAAGAACUGGCACUGGAAGAAGAGCGACUGAUUCAGGAGCUGGAAGAUGUUGAGAAGAACCGCAAGGUUGUGGCUGAAGACUAUGAGAGAGUCAGGGCAGAGGCAGAGCGACUGGAGCAGGAGGAAGCUCAGUAUCAGAAAGAAUACUGUGAAUUUAAGAGACAGCAGCUGGAGCUAGACGAUGAACUGAAAAGUGUGGAGAACCAAAUGCGUUAUGCUCAGAUGCAACUGGAUAAAUUAAAGAAAACUAAUGUGUUCAAUGCAACUUUCCACAUCUGGCACAGUGGUCAGUUUGGCACAAUAAAUAACUUCAGACUUGGCCGUCUCCCCAGUGUUCCUGUAGAAUGGAAUGAGAUCAAUGCAGCCUGGGGGCAGACUGUGCUGUUACUGCAUGCCCUUGCUAACAAAAUGGGCCUGAAGUUUCAAAGAUACCGUCUUGUACCGUAUGGCAACCACUCGUAUUUAGAGUCCCUCACGGACAAAUCGAAGGAGUUACCCUUGUACUGUUCUGGAGGCCUGAGGUUCUUCUGGGACAAUAAAUUUGAUCAUGCGAUGGUGGCUUUCUUGGACUGUGUGCAGCAGUUUAAGGAGGAAGUGGAAAAGGGUGAAACUCGGUUUUGUUUGCCUUAUAGGAUGGACGUGGAGAAGGGAAAGAUUGAAGAUACAGGUGGCAGUGGUGGUUCUUACUCUAUUAAAACACAAUUUAACUCUGAGGAGCAAUGGACAAAAGCACUAAAAUUCAUGUUAACUAAUCUGAAGUGGGGUCUUGCCUGGGUCUCAUCCCAAUUCUACAACAAGUAACCAUGUCAAGAAUUUGUCCUGGCAUCUGCAUUUUAUUGGAGAAACUCAAAUUAAGAAGUCUCUGAAUACUAACCAGUACAAAAUGUUUACAAUACCAAAAAUCCACAAGACACUUUAUUUAAAAAAUUAACAAAAAAUUAUUACAAGUAGUAUGUAGAAAAGCAAUAUGUAAAGUUAUAUAAUUGAGCUGAACUGAAUCUAAAGAAAUCGGCUACUGAAUAGACAUUAAACUGGUAUUUUGGGUGUUCAUGGAUAUGUGUACGAGUUACUGUCAAACUUCACAAUGCCAGCAAGUUUGAUACUACUGUUACAGCUUAACAAAACACAGGGGUCAGAAAAGUGAAAUGUUUCUAAUGGGGGACAAUGUGGAAAAACGCAUGGAAGGUCUGUUUGGUCACUGAAAAAGAACUGCAGCUUAAAAUAAAAUAUUUUCUAAGUCAUACUGACAUUUCUUUUAGCCAUUGAACUUUAUAAGGGUUUGAAACUGUGUAAAAUACUGUUAGCUACAAUGAUAUCACCUGUUUGUAAUACCUGCUGCAGCCUGUUAUUGCACAGAGGUGCCCUGAGUAACACCAGUAAUAAAACACACCGUUCUACCCUGAGUGCUCUCAUGUAGCACACGCUGGUCACAACACAAGCAUCCCUUAGCACUUACACAGCUUACUGCACCUGCUGCCAUGACAACUGCAUGCAGCUUUCAGAAUAGGUGAGAGUUUUUCUUUCUGCAACACUGCUCAGCCAGCUGCCUUGCUAAAGGCAAGUGCAAACAAGCCUCUGACCACUGACAAAGAGGGAGCACAGUGACAAGCAGCCUGGCUGCAGCAAGCUGUCUGAAACAAUUAGUUUUUAAACAAGCAGCAAAGAGAAAUACAGCCCGGUUUGUAAUAACUGGGGUUGUGAACUUGUAGCAAUACAGAUUACCGAGCUGAAUAACAUUCACAUUCAUGCUUUUUCAAAUCAAGACUCCUUACAGUUUUCAAACAAAACAUAUUCAGUAUGUUAAAUGUAGCUCUUACAAUAAAGCUUUUGGAACUGAUAAA
This is a messenger RNA of Coturnix japonica (Japanese quail), 2501 nucleotides long. The record is from RefSeq and is a predicted model, not a curated record. NCBI's taxonomy places the organism in Eukaryota, Metazoa, Chordata, Aves, Galliformes, Phasianidae.